Danio rerio (zebrafish) is the source of this 5879-nucleotide messenger RNA. The record is from RefSeq and is a predicted model, not a curated record. NCBI's taxonomy places the organism in Eukaryota, Metazoa, Chordata, Actinopteri, Cypriniformes, Danionidae.
UCACAGGACCAAAUCCCCCUGCUGUCCACCGCCGGCCCCCGGGGGUUGGGCUCCCGCUCAGGGCCCUCCCAAUGGCUGGGAGAUGUCGCUGUCUAGAGAGGCCCGAGAUUGCUACGUUAAUCACCUCUCGCAGUCCAGUUCUCUGGAGGAGGUGCGCGUUGAUGUGGAGAAGUUUGUCCCUCCGGCACCGAGGAAGGUGGAGAUGAGACGAGACCCGGUGCUCGGCUUUGGCUUCGUGGCGGGCAGUGAGAAACCUGUCGUGGUUCGAUCUGUUACUCCAGGAGGGCCUUCAGAAGGAAAGCUGAUCCCAGGAGAUGAAAUAGUGAUGAUAAAUGAGGAACCCGUGAGUUCGGCUCCAAGGGAACGAGUGAUCGACCUAGUCAGGAGCUGUAAGGAGUCCAUCAUCCUGACGGUGGUGCAGCCGUAUCCUUCUCCCAAAUCUGCCUUCAUCAGUGCAGCUAAAAAGGCCAAGUUGAAAUCCAAUCCGGUCAAAGUGCGCUUUGCUGAAGAAGUCAUUAUUAAUGGACAAGUGCCGGAGUCGGUGAAGGAUAAUUCUCUGCUCUUCAUGCCAAACGUGUUGAAGGUUUAUCUGGAAAACGGACAAACCAAAUCCUUCAAGUUUGACUGCAACACCUCCAUUAAGGAUGUUAUUCUGACGCUGCAAGAGAAGCUGUCUAUUAAAAGCAUCGAGCACUUCUCUCUGAUGCUGGAGCACAAGGUGGAAGGAUCUGCAACAAAACUGAUGCUUUUACACGAACAGGAGAUGCUAACGCAGGUGACUCAGAGGCCGGGCUCACAUAAGAUGAAGUGUUAUUUCCGCAUCAGUUUCCUUCCUAAAGAUCCUGUAGAUCUGCUGAGGAGAGACGCUGCUGCGUUUGAUUAUCUCUAUGUGCAGAGCUGUAAGGAUGUGGUGCAGGAGCGUUUCGGAUCGGAGCUGAAAUACGACACAGCUCUUCGUCUCGCUGCUCUUCAGAUGUACAUCCUGACGCUCAGCACCAAACACACACAGAAGGUCUCGCUCAAGUACAUUGAGAAGGAAUGGGGUUUGGCUCAGUUUCUGCCUCCAGCCGUUCUGUCCAGCAUGAAGGAGAAGAACAUCAAGAAGGCUCUCACACACAUCCUGAAGACCAACCAGAACCUGGUGCCUCCUGGCAAAAAGCUGACGGCGUUACAGGCGAAGGUUCAUUAUCUGAAGUAUUUGAGUGACCUGCGGCUGUAUGGAGGACGAGUGUUCAAGUCUACACUGGUUCAAGGAGAGAAACACACUGAAGUAACGCUGCUGGUGGGACCAAGAUACGGCAUCAGUCAUGUGAUCAACACCAAAACCAACCUGGUGGCUCUUCUGGCCGACUUCAGCCAUGUGAACCGCAUCGAGAUGUACACCGAGGACGAGAGGAACGUGCGGGUUGAGCUUCACGUACUCGAUGUUAAGCCCAUCACACUCAUAAUGGAGUCCAGUGAUGCCAUGAAUCUGGCGUGUUUGACCGCGGGUUACUACAGACUGCUGGUGGAUUCACGGAGGUCCAUCUUCAACAUGGCCAACAACAGUAACACUGCGGGACACGACACGAGGAUCAAGCACAACUACCAGGCAAUCGACUGGAAUUACGGUACCUGUGGUGGAUGCAAUGAGCCUCAUCCUGAAUACGCCGUCUGUGGACGAAGAGAGUGUGACAUUUCCCCCAGUGAAAUUCACCAGGCGCAUCAUAUGCACGGGGACGAGAAAGCUGAAAGGCAGAGCAGAGGAAGCCACAUGCAUGCUCAGCCCUACUUCAACAUCCCAAAAGGCAAACCUCAAGAAUCGCCCAGAAGCGCCAAGGUGUCGUUCAUAUUUGGCGAUCCUCCGCUGGACUCGGUGAACCCCCAAAAUCUGGGAUACCACAGACUGAUGGAAGACAUCCCAGAGGUCCUGGAGGAGCAUCGGUAUUUGUAUGCACAACAGAAGGACUACAAACCUCUGGAAGCGUCAUUGGAGGUUGACGGUUUCCAAUAUGGUACCCAUAUGGUAUACGGGGACGCCAAGAUCUUCGGUACGACCGAGGGCAUUGAGGAGCCUCUGCUGCAUGAUAUCUGCUACGCCGAAACUACAGAUGAUGCAGAAGAUGAUGAUGACAUUAGUUGUGAGGAGGACAUGAUGAUGAUGAUGGGAGAGAUGAAGGACAAAGCGAACUCUCUGUUGUCACUUUCAGAAUCAAGUGAUGAUAUUAUUGACCUUACUUCGCUGCCACCACCGCCUGAAGGGGACUACGAGGAGGACAGUGACGAUCUGUUGGAGUCACUAAAUUUGGCAAUUGCCGCUCCACCACCAGGAUUCAGAGAUAGCUCGGAUGAAGAUGACCACCAUGAUAGAAAAAUGGCGAAAAACGACAUCCCUGUGUCGCUGAUCGAUUCCGUGCCGACGCAGGUUGCUGGUGGGAGCGAGGAAGUGUUUAAUGAUGCCGUUGUCUCAACACUUCAAGCACUAGAGGCCCUGGCGGCCUCAGAGGAUCAGUCUCAUCCACAAUCAGACAAUAGUUCAGGUGUAGAAAUAUCUCGGUCCUUUAGCCCCGAGUCCUCUUCUGAUUCUGGGAACGAGACAAAUUCAUCUGAAAUGACGGAGAGUUCAGAGCUGGCCGCAGCUCAGAAACUCUCCGAAAACUCUCUGAAAAUGUUUGUAGCCACAGCAGAGGGGUACCAAACUCUAGCUGAGGAGGAGACUGAAUUCCGCUUGGCACCAUCUCUAGAUGAUCCCCAGUCCUCUGCGGUCGCCAAUCUCCGCUCAGACCACUUUGAGAUGGAACCGGAAACAAUGGAGACCAAGUCAUUGACGGAGUACUUUAGCAAAAUGCACAGGGAUGUGAUGAGGGGAAUGGCACAGGGGAAGGUUGAGGAGCAGGACAGCGGGAUGAAAUCCAGUGCAGAAGCAGCAGCCCGACAGUUGAAUAUUGCAGAAUCUGAAGAUCUGGUUGGGAUGUACAGCAACUUCAAUGGGCGGGAUUCCCAGUGUUCGGCUCCCUUUGACAUGGAAAGUAUGUCUUAUGCCUUUCAGGGAAGCAAUCAAAGAUUGCAUAUGAUUCUGAAUAAUAAAUCUGAAGAGCACAUUUACUCUGAGGUGGCUGGAGACAGCGCUCCAUUACAUGCAGACAGGGUUGCUCAAAAGGUCAGUUUGGAGGACUCGAUAGACUUGAAUGCAAGUUCCCCCGCCAAAGAGCAGUAUCUGGUCGAGCGAGCCCGGAGUGAACACCAACAAAGCAAGGGAGCUUCAUCUGAACAAGAAGUGACCCGUUUGUACGAGUACCACUUGUCCAAAAGGAUGUCAUCUUUACAGAGCGAGGGUGUUCAUUCCCUCCAGAGUUCCCAGUGUUCGUCCAUUGAUGCCGGCUGCAGUACGGGAAGCAGUAACUGCGUUACACCAAUGGACUCUCCUCUGUGCACAGUAGAUAGUGUCCAUCUGCAUACCGAGUCCUCUAUGAAAGGUCUUGGAUAUACAAAUCAGAAUGUAGAUGGAACUUUUUUGCGGAAGCACCACGGACAGGCUGGCGCAGAGUCAGGUCGAGAGGGAAGCCAAAGGUUGCCCAAGAUCAGAGAAACUACAGUGUAGCGAUGCUGCGGAUGGAGAUAAACGUGGAUUUGCUCUCACCGAAUGCCCAUCUUCUUCUUCAUCCAGAGCACAGCUUGUUUUGUGCCAAGCCAGAGGUGAUGGGACGUCCCGAAUGCUUCCCUGUUUGUUGGUGCACUCGGCCUCAGUCCACCCGCUCUGGUUGCCUCAGGGAGGUGGAAAGGGAUUAUUAAAUAAGACCACUAUUGGCUCAGGGAGCAUACACACUUUCUAUGGAAACGAGAUGGCCGUAAUCAUCCAAGCGGUGGUGCGAUGAGAGGCUGAUUACUAGUCUGUCAUUUACAGAAGUCAACAUGAGAAAUCAGUUCACACAUGCUGAAGCUGCUGCGCUUGUUUUUUAAGCGUGCGUACAUAUUGAAAUGCAUCAAAAUUGAACGCGUUCAUAGCUUAAAAUGUAGGAGGUCUGAGUAAUGACUGCAAUUUAAAAGGAAGUCGCUCAUUUUUCUGACCUCGUUUUGUUGUGUUUUAAGCAAAACUAAAUAAUUAUAAUGCAUUUGUGUUCUGGUGCGAGACGUUUAUCUUACAGUUUUUAAGUUAAGAUGUUUUCGUUGUGCUGAAUGCACUAAACAACAGAAGUAUCUGCAAAUGGGCUCUGAAGAGUAAAGUCAAAUUGAGACUCAAUUUUCUGACACCAUUAGCAGACUUUUAUUUAUUUACUUGCAUUAAUUUCCAGUACAAUCUUCGUCAAAAUGAAAGGUGUUAUAGUGCACUGAUGCACACAAUAACAAAAGUGUGCAAACAAAUGGAUCAUUUAAUUAGGUUAAGCCAAGAUCAAAUUUCUCACACCAAGUUACUUUAGUUACUGUUACUACUACUAAUUAAUUCAUUUAUGUAUUUAUUACUCGCUCAGUUAUCUCGGUUUGAAACGUUUUAGAUAAUAGUUUUGACAAAAACAAGACAAGAACACAAAGAAAAUUAGUUAGAAAUGUAUUUAUUUACUUAUUAAUUUAUUUACUUAAUAAAAAUUGAAGGUUUUUUUUUAACCCAACGUUUGGUCAAAUAUGGACCAACCAAACAGUUGGGUUAAAACAUGUAAUGCAAAUGAUUCAUUUUUGACCAAACAUUAGGUUUAAACAACCCACAACAUUUAGAGCACUUUUAAUUUAUUUAUUUUAUUAUAUAUAUAUAUAUUUUUUUUGCAAUAGGUUGCAAUAUAGAGAUGCUGGGUUGUCACAUCUAACGUUGGGUUAAAUAAUGACAAACCAAAACAAUUUUAAUUACACUUUUUAACCAAACAGUUGGAUUUGUCCAUAGUUGACCCACUGUUGGGUUAUGGCAUAUUUUACACGUGAAAAUUGUUGGUUUGUAUUAACCCAAUGUUGGGUCAAAUGGACAAACACAACUGCUUUUUUUCAUAUAAUAUAUCAUAUAAAAAUAUAAUAUAAAAAUAAAUAUAAUUGUAGAACAGAAUAAGACAGUUUAGAUGAUCCAUUUUUGACUAAAAGUUAAGUUAAAACAACCCACAACAUUUACAGCACAUUUAAUUAUUAUUUGCAAUAAGUUGCAAUAUAGAGAUGCUGGGUUGUCGCAAUCCAACGUUGAUGGGUUUAUAAAUAAUUUAAAUUUAAUUCAAUUUACCUUUAUGUAUAUAGCACUUUCACAACGAUUGUGUCAAAGCAGCUUCACAUAGAAUAAGAAAGACAGUUUAGUUGAUCCAUUUUGACCAAACAUUGGGUUAAAACAACCCACUGCCUUUAGAGCACAUUUAAUUUAUUUUGCAAUAAGUUGCAAUAUAAACAUGCUGGGUUGUUGCAAUCCAGCGUUGGGUUAAAUAUCGACAAAUGGAACAAUGGCUUAAACUUAAUUUAUUCUAAUAGACACUUUUAACCAAACAGUUGGAUUUGUUUAUUCAUGUUUGACCCAAUGUUGGGUUACAGCAUAUUUUACUUCAAAAUUGUUUUAUUAACCCAACAUUGGGUCAAAUAUGGACAAACCCAACUGCUUUUUAAAGAUCAUUUAGUGUAGUGUAGGGUGUGUGAAUUUAGAUUGAAUGAUUCUAACAAUGGCUGGGUUGUUUUAACCCGAUGUUGGGUCAAAUAUGCACAAAUCAAACAGAUGGGUUAAUACAUAACUUAAAUGAUACAUUUUUGACCAAACAUUGUGUUAAAGCAACCCGCCAUCUUUAGAGCACAUUUAGUUUUUAUUGCGACAAGUUGCGAUAUAAAAAUGCUGGGUUGUUACAAUCCAAGGUUGGGUCAAAUAUGUACAAACCCAACAAUGGGUUCAUCCUUCAAUUACAUUUAUUUACUCUUUUAAAACAAAUUGUUGGACUUGUCCAUAU